This is a messenger RNA of Cadophora gregata, 978 nucleotides long. RefSeq lists its product as uncharacterized. The transcript has a single exon. The record is from RefSeq and is a predicted model, not a curated record. Lineage: Eukaryota; Fungi; Ascomycota; Leotiomycetes; Helotiales; Ploettnerulaceae. The coding region runs from base 1 to 978 and encodes 325 amino acids.
AUGGGAGAACUUCUAUCCCAGUUUUUUCCACCGAGUCCAGCAUUCAUAGAGAAGGAUAUCCCUUCUUUAGCAGGCAAAGUCUUCAUUGUUACCGGUGGGAACUCAGGUAUCGGUUUCGAACUUGUCAAGAUCCUCUACGCCAAAGGUGGAACAGUCUAUAUCGCCAGCCGUUCUCCUGACAAAGUUGCCAGUGCCAUCAACGUCAUCAAAACACUUCACCUAAAGACAGUAGGAAAACUAAAUAGUUUACAUCUCGACCUCAGCGAUCUCGAUACCAUUUCGACUUGCGUAUCAUCCUUCCUCGCCCAGGAAUCUCGUCUCGACGUCCUCUUCAAUAAUGCUGGCAUCAGCCAGGAACAAUACGGCACCGUUAGCAAACAAGGUCACGAAAUGCACAUUGCAACCAAUUGUCUUGGUCACUUCCUCCUUACCAAUAUGCUGCUUCCGGUCCUUCUAAGCACAGUCAAGUCAUCGCCUGAUGCCAGCGUGCGUGUCGUAUACACAUCCUCUGGUAUCAUGGAUAUAGCCGCUCCUCCAGGCGGGUUGUCUCUUACUGAGCUUGUCCCUGGCAGCUUUUCCAAGUCCCUCGACCGCAAUUACGCAGCGUCAAAAGCUGGAUGCUGGAUGCUUGCAGUCGAACUUGACAAACGGGCACGUAAAGAAGGGCUUCUUUGCGUCUGUCAGAGCCCAGGGACCUUGAACACAAAGGGAUGGGAUCGAGCCCCUUGGAUGGUUAAGCUCAUAAUGAAGCCUUUCAUGCACGAACCUAAGAUGGGUGCGUAUACUGGACUUUGGGCUGGGUUGAGCCCAGAAGUCAGGCUUGAAGAUGGUGGUAGGAUUGGGUUACCAUGGGGUAGAUGGGACACGGAUCCGAAGAAAGAGAUCUUGGAAAGUAUGAAGGCGAAAGAGGAGGGAGGGUCGGGUCUUUCAGCACAGUUUUGGGCUUGGUGCGAGGAGAACACGAAAGGCUUCGCUUGA